Molecule: messenger RNA, 2352 nt
Organism: Calidris pugnax (ruff)
Lineage: Eukaryota; Metazoa; Chordata; Aves; Charadriiformes; Scolopacidae
Gene: TLE2
Product: transducin like enhancer of split 2
Exons: 18
Coding region: 45-2099 (684 amino acids)
Biological process (GO): regulation of DNA-templated transcription; negative regulation of canonical Wnt signaling pathway
Cellular component (GO): nucleus; transcription regulator complex
Molecular function (GO): transcription corepressor activity; protein binding
Source: RefSeq, a predicted model, not a curated record
GCCUGAAGCUGGAAUGUGAGAAGCUGGUGAGUGAGAAGACAGAGAUGCAGAGACAUUAUGUCAUGUACUAUGAGAUGUCCUACGGGCUGAACAUCGAAAUGCACAAGCAGGCAGAGAUUGUCAAGAGACUGAGUGCCAUCUGUGCCCAGAUUAUACCCUUUCUGACGCAGGAGCACCAGCAGCAGGUCCUGCAGGCUGUGGAGCGGGCCAAGCAGGUCACCAUGGGGGAGCUGAACAGCAUUGUCGGGCAGCAGCAGCUUCAGCACCUUUCCCACCAUGCAUCCCCCAUCCCGCUGACCCCCCACCCCUCCGGCAUGCCACCUUCCAGCCUGAGUGGGGCCAGCGGCACCUCGGGGCUCCUGGCCCUCUCUGGGGCAUUGAUGGCACAGUCCCAGCUGGCUGCCAAGGAGGACAGAGUGGCCCAGGAUGGGGAGAACAGAGAGCGCACCCCGAGCCGGAGCGUUUCUGUCUCCCCUCCCGAGAGCCUGCAGGACGAGGAGCGGUCAGAGCUGAAGCGGAAGCGGGAGGAGAAGGACCUGCCCGGGCAUUAUGACAGCGAUGGGGACAAGAGCGACUACAAUCUGGUGGUGGAUGAGGAUCCCCACUCAGAGCCCAGCAGCCCCGGCCGCACGCCCAGCAGCCGGCCCCCUCCGUCCCGCCAGGAGAUGCCCGAGAGCCCUGCCUCCAUCGCCUCCAGCCGGAGCACGACGCCCCUCAAGCCAAAGGACCAGAUGCUGACUGACCCUCCCGCCAGCGUGCCCACCUCCAAGCCCUCUUCUUCCUCGCCGCCCCGUGACUCCCCCACACCUGGCCCCGGGCCCAGCUCAGCUGUGCUGCUCCGGCCGCCCCCUGCCAAGGCACCGGCCACCGACGGCAUCACUCUCCGCAGCCCACUGAGUGUCUCCAGCCCCUUCGCAUCCUCCUUUGGGAUGGUGCCUCACGCCACCCUCAACGGGGAGCUCCCAGCCCCCAGCAUGUACAUGGGCAUCCACCUCGCGCCGCAGGUCAGCAGCGCCGUGAUGUACGGCCGGUCCCCAAUGGUGGCUUUUGAGUCACACCCUCACCUGAGGGCUUCCACCAUCUCAUCCUCACUCUCCACCAUCUCUGGAGGGAAACCUGCCUACUCCUUCCACGUCAGCGCCGAUGGGCAGAUGCAGCCCGUGCCCUUCCCCCCCGACGCCCUCAUCGGCUCCGGCAUCCCCCGCCACGCACGGCAGCUCCACACCCUGACCCAUGGCGAGGUGGUCUGCGCCGUCACCAUCAGCAACUCCACACAGCAUGUCUACACUGGAGGCAAGGGCUGCGUGAAGGUGUGGGACGUGGGGCAGCCGGGCACCAAGACGGCUGUGGCUCAGCUGGACUGUCUGAACCGCGACAACUACAUCCGCUCCUGCAAGCUGCUCCCCGACGGCCGCAGCCUGAUCGUGGGGGGGGAGGCCAGCACCCUCUCCAUCUGGGACCUGGCGGCCCCCACGCCCCGCAUCAAGGCCGAGCUCACCUCCUCGGCCCCUGCCUGCUAUGCCCUGGCCAUCAGCCCUGAUGCCAAAGUCUGCUUCUCCUGCUGCAGCGACGGCAACAUCGUGGUGUGGGACCUGCAGAACCAGACCAUGGUGAGGCAGUUUCAAGGCCACACGGAUGGUGCCAGCUGCAUCGACAUCUCUAAUUACGGCACCAAGCUGUGGACAGGGGGACUGGACAAUACUGUGCGGUGCUGGGACCUGCGGGAAGGCCGUCAGUUGCAGCAGCAUGACUUCAGCUCCCAGAUCUUCUCCCUGGGGUACUGCCCAACAGGAGAGUGGCUGGCGGUGGGCAUGGAGAGCAGCAACGUGGAGAUCCUGCACGUCACCAAACCAGACAAGUACCAGCUGCACCUCCAUGAGAGCUGUGUCCUCUCCCUCAAAUUCGCCUCCUGCGGGAAGUGGUUCGUGAGCACUGGGAAGGACAACCUGCUGAACGCCUGGCGGACGCCCUACGGAGCCAGCAUCUUCCAGUCUAAAGAGUCCUCCUCGGUGCUGAGCUGUGACAUCUCCCUCAAUGACAAAUUCAUCGUUACGGGCUCUGGCGACAAGAAGGCCACAGUGUAUGAGGUGGUGUACUGAGUCCACAUCCCUCACCCUCCCUCCUCCAUCAGGGAAGGGGCCAGGCUUUCUCCAAAGCCACCACAGGGGGGGAGACCUCCUGUGCGGGCCAUCCCUCCCGCAGCCCGGCUUGCAUCCUCCUCCUCUUCCUCGUCCUCUCAGUCCCCAAGCCAAGGCCCAGGCCAUAGCUCCACUCCCUGCCCGGGGAGUGAUGGGCAGAGCUGGGGGGUUGGGGCACUGGGGUCAGGCGUCCCCCAGGCCCGGCAGGGGCUGG